Linum tenue is the source of this 2634-nucleotide messenger RNA. Lineage: Eukaryota; Viridiplantae; Streptophyta; Magnoliopsida; Malpighiales; Linaceae. The record is from the annotation of a GenBank genome assembly.
CUGGAAAAGAAAAAAGAAAAACGAGGGAAGGGAAAAGAAAAAGAAAUACAGAAUUUCAUCCGCAAGCAAGACAAAAAGAAAAAGGCACAAAAAAUAUAAAAUAAAAUAAAUAAAAACAAAAUAAACUGAACGGACUGUUUUAGAGAGAGAGAGAGAGAGCGAGGAAAGAGAGGUGAAGAAAGAGGAGAGAGAAGGGAGAAGGGGGAAAAACAGAAUGGGUAAGGCGGCAGCAACGGCGGAGACAAUGACGAAGAAGCGGAAGAAAAAGGGACGGCCUUCCCUUCUCGACCUCCAAAAGCGAGCUAUCAAGCAAGAAUUGCAGCAGCAGCUGCAGCAGAAGAAUCACCAGAAUCCUCCGCCCAAAAAUCGCAAUCAAAACCCUAUUCGUCAAAACCCUAAUUCCCACCUCAAUUCCCGCCGAUCCGCCCGCCGGAACCCUCAUUCUGGCGGUGAAGAUGACAACGGAGAUGGAGAUGACGACGAUGAUGAGAGGAAGGAGAAGAAGCACAAGCUUCUGCUCGGCCUGAAUUCCCAGCAGCAGCAGCAAGCGAAUCCCCUUUUCCGUUCCAAUUCCUCUGCCUCUAAUUCUUACGGGUCGGGUUCCGAUAAUCCCGAGGUGGGUGCGUUGGCCAUCGUCAAGCACCGCCAGAUCGGAGGUGUCCGCCCCGGAUCAGAUGAAACGGGUGAAAAGUUUUGGAAAGCGACGGACACUCUUCAUGGGUUAUCAGGGGAGGAGCCCGGUCCCACGACGACACCUUUGCCAGACAAAAAGUUGUUGGUCUUCAUUCUUGACAGACUUCAAAAAAAGGAUACCUAUGGAGUCUUCUCUGACCCUGUGGAUACAGAGGAGCUUCCUGAUUAUCUUGAUAUCAUUGACCAUCCCAUGGAUUUUUCUACGGUGAGGACGAAGCUAGAUGGCGGGGAGUACUCCAACUUGGAACAAUUUGAGGGAGAUAUUUUCUUGAUUUGUUCGAAUGCCAUGCAGUACAAUUCUUCCGACACCGUUUACUAUCGACAGGCACGCUCCAUACAAGAGCUGGCUAAGAAGGACUUUGAAAAUCUGAGACAAGACAGUGAUGAUGGUGAACCAGAAGAACCCAAAGUGGAGAAAGUAGUGAGGAGGGGCAGACCACCAGGGAAGUCAAAAAAGUCACUGGAGAAGCCUCCACUUGACCGCUUGGCAAUUGAGUUCUCGUCCGAUGCAACGCUUGCUACAGGCGGCGAUAAUUCUGUCGGAUUGAAUGGUUAUAAUCUCAGAAAAACGACGCUGUUCAAGCAACCUUCUGAUGCAGUUUUGAGAAUCACGAAUGGACCUCAUAAUGGUGAAACUCACGCUUGGCAGUCAGAAUGGGAAAAUGAGUUUCCAGCUUCUGUGGUGAAGGCUGUGAUGAAACAUUCAAAGAGAACAGAUAUAGUGGAUGAGAACAGGCGUGAUACAUAUAAUCCUCCUUCUGCUUCUGCUCACAAGCCAUCUGUCUUGAAUUCGCUUGAUGGAGAACUGAAGCAACUAGUGGCGGUGGGUCUGAGCGCGGAGUUCGGUUAUGCAAGAAGCCUAGCUCGAUAUGCGGCAGGCCUUGGUCCAACGGCAUGGAGUGUAGCUUCUAAGAAAAUUCAGCACGUAUUGCCAAUGGGAGUCGAAUUCGGUCCUGGGUGGGUAGGAGAAAACGAUGUGGUCCAGAGUGGCCGUGUUUUAUCCAAUGACACUGCAUCCGGUGAUCCAUCUAACAGUCAUCGACCCCCCUCAACAAGCACAAAUACAACCACAACCACAAAUUUGCAUCAGAUGUCGAACAGAGAAGACAUAGCAGCAAGAAGUGGAGCUGGACCAACAACUUCAUUCGACAAUGGCAUUACUCCCACCAUAAAGUCUAUGGCACUGCCGCCAGUUCAACAGCAAAUUCUAGGUGGCGGAUCUUCAUACAACUGCAGUACUUCUCAGGUUGGUGUGCUUCCAACGACACCCUACCGGCCUUUUGGCGUGGUUCCAAGUUCGUCCACAAGUUUCAGUCAAAUGCAACAGGGACAUGCUUUCGAUCCUAACAAGGGCAAGCAAGAAACUUUCGGCUCGGGUAAAGAUUCGUCAACAGCUCCUGGCAGCAUUAGACCAACAACCACAACAGGGUUUGCUGGCAGUUCUGCUGGACCUCAGGGACUACCGCCAGCACUGUCAUAUCAUAAUCAGCAGGAGCUCUUACAAUUCUCGACAGACUUAAACGUCGGGUUCUUAUCUCCAGGUUCGCCCAGUUCGUCUGGGGUUGUUCCGAUUCGUUCCCCACAGCAGCCAGACUUGGCAUUGCAGCUUUGAGGACUGAUUGAUUUUGAGAGGGUAGGGAUGGCUUACUGGGUUAUUGUCUGUCUUUUUAUUUUUCCUUGGGGUAAUUUUGGGCUCCACCAUAAUUUUAGCUUUCUCUUCUGAACUGACUAAUGUGUAGGGGGAAAGGAGGGAAGUGGGAAUGAAUAAUAUGGGAGAUUUAGGAGGGGAUUUUGGUGAAAGGGGUCUGUAUGUUGAGCAGAAUUGAAGUUAUAUGGUGUAGGAGAGUGGGAUUCUGUAUAGAUUUGAUGGAAUUGUAUCAAGACUUUUAAUAUGUUUAGGUUAAAAAAACCACAGAUUAACAGUUCAUUUUUGUUGCAGUG